ACCCCCAUCCCUCUCUCGCCCGAACAACCAACUCACCAGGGCCCCACAAACCCCCUUCCUAGCUCUUCUACUUCAUUUCUGCCAUUCGUAUCGCCCUUCCGCAAUGCGUUUAUUCUUCCGAGCCCUGUUGGGUGUGCUCCUGCUAUUACCUACCGUGAGUGCUACUUACAGAGACGAGGCUUACCAGAACGACUGGCACAUCGCUCUCAUUGGAGCGUCAAUUCCAUCCUCCACCUUCUUUCAUAGACCGGCUUUAGACGCCAAAGCUUCCCUCAUAUACACUCUCACCUCUAGGUCUAUUCUCGCGGCCAUUAACCCUAGGGAUGGAUCUAUUAUCUGGAGGCAUCUCUUGCAGUGUGGAGCCUCGUCCGGCGUUGCCCGAAAAGCUGAGGGGGUAGUGAUCGCUGCCGUUGAUCGAGAUGUCAAAGCGUUUGACGCUAUGGAUGGUAAACUUAUUUGGGAGACGGCGUUUGUGGAAAAGAUCAAGGAUUUGCAGGCUACCGGUGGAAACGCUGCCAUUGUUCUGUUUGAGAAUGGAAGUGUUGCGAAAGUUUCUGGAGGGAAGACAAUUUGGGAAAGUCCGGCAGCAGAUGGCAAGGACAUUCCACAAUCACUAUCCAUUCAGGGGAACAACGUCUUCAGUUUGUACCAACAACCCUCGAGUGGUCUCCGCAUUGCAACAAUUCCCACCGAAACCGGUAUACUCUCAUCGUCCAGCAUUUCAGCUUACAUCCAACCUAGUGAUAAGAUCUAUGGCUCGGGGCCGGUUGUCGCUUGGACAGAGAACUCUUUGAGCCAGAUCAAGUUUCUCGUUAUUGGUGCUAAAUCCUCCGCAAUCUCUGUUGCUGCUCCUGGGGGCGUCGUGGACAUCAAGUUUCAAGCUUCUGGCAAAACUAUCCUCGUACACUAUGAAACCGAGGACAAGUCAUGGGCGGAGGUUUAUGGCGUGGAUCAGGUGAACGGCGCUGUUAAUAGUUUGUACUCACUGGACGCAAAAGCUGCUCGAAGUGCUUUUUCUGUUACUGAAUCUGGAAGCGAGACCUACAUUACAUGGACUUUACCCAACGGAGAAAGUUUUCUAUACGGGAGCAAAUCAGCUGAUGUUCUAGAUUCAUAUGCCCCCGACUCUGUGAACAGCGGAGACGUUUCUGUCCUUAAUGCUAUCUCGGAAAUUAUCCCUAAGAUGGAAAAGAAGUACGCCGUUCGCACAUUCAUUACCACGUCCUCACCCGGGUUUCAUGGCAACACUUACCUCAUCCGCAAUGGCAAGCCUAUAUGGUCAAGACCAGAAUCUCUUGUUUCUGCUACUGCCGCUGCCUGGGUGGAGCUCCUGGACCCCGCUGCUGAAAAGGUCGCAGAGGAGCUUGAUGUCGAGGGUCACAAGGAUGUCGUCGGAGCUUAUGUUCACCGUCUUACCAGGCACGCCCAUGAACUCAUCACUUAUGGCCCUGGUUGGCUUACAAGCAUUCCUGGACGAGUUAUGGAUGCUUUCCUGAAUAAUGAAAUCAAAGACGAGAGGGGUGGGAAAUGGAGAGAUUUCUUUGGAUUUAGAAAGUAUGCCGUCUUCGCCACAAAGGAAGGUGGGCUUGUUGCCCUUGACGUCGGAAGGAGGGGUGCCAUCGUUUGGGAACUGUCACUCGUGUCCAGCGAAGACGCAGGCCAAUGGGAGGGCGUCCAGCAGAUAUACGAAGUUUCGAAGGGCACUGCGGGAAUUAUCACAUUUGGAGGCGAAUAUUGGGAAGUCGACGCUUUCGAAGGGAAGGUUUUGACUAAGGGGGUCAAUGGUGGUGGCCGUGUUAAGAGCUCAGCUAUCUUGGAGAGGGGAGGAAAGAGCAAGGUCAUAAUGGCUGUGCUAGAAGGAGACAAGAUCGCUCUUCUACCACCAGGAUCUAGUCUUGGAGAACCCACAUAUAUUGUUGUCCGGGGAGAUGCCGGACACCUCAAUGGUCUUCGAGUAGACAACAUCACCUUAGCCACUGUGAAAACGUGGGAUUUUGCGCCCCAACCUACCGAGAAGAUACAUUCCAUCAUCAACCGCCCAGCCUACGACCCCAUAGCCUCCAUUGGAAGAGUUCUCGGCGACCGCUCAGUCAUGUACAAGUACAUCAACAUGAACCUUAUCACAAUCAUUACUACCGACCCCUCACAUUCCUCCGCCUCAAUCUACAUCCUCGAAUCCGUCUCCGGCGUAAUCCUAUACUCAGCAAUUCAUGCGGGAGCUGACACCACCAAACCCAUCACCGCGGCAAUGUCUGAAAACUGGCUGGUAUACAGCUACUUCGGCACAGAGGAAGCCAACGGCAAGCCCGCGGCAAAAGGGUAUCACCUGGUUGUCAGUGAGCUCUUCGAGUCCCGGUCGCCAAAUUCCCGGGGCUCCCUAGCUGCAGCGCAGACGUACUCUGCCCUCGCGGGGGAGAUUGGCAGACCACAUGUCCUUAGUCACUCCUACAUCUUCCCAGCGGAGAUUUCCUCCAUAGGGGUCACGACGACGAAGCAAGGUAUCACCACCCGCGAAGUGUUGGCCAUGAUGCCGUGGUCUUCCUCCAUCAUCGCCCUGCCAAAACGCCUGCUUGACCCCCGCCGCCCCGUCGACCGCGAUCCUAACGAAGCAGAAAGAGAGGAGGGCUUGAUGAAGUACGCCCCUGCACUGGAAAUAGACCCUAGAUCUGUAAUAAACCACAAACGCGAAUUACUCGGCAUCACAGACAUCGUCACAACCCCCGCGCAAUUAGAAAGUACCAGCAUAAUCUUCGCCUACGGCGGGGACUUGUUCGGCACUAGGGUAACGCCGAGCAUGCCGUUUGACGUGUUGGGUAAGGGAUUCAGCAAGAUUCAACUUGUUGGGACGAUUUUGGCAUUGGGGGUUGGUGUUGGGUUCGUUUCUCCCAUGGUAAGGAGGAAACAGAUUAAUCAAAGAUGGCUGGCGCUGAUUCUCAUAUUCAGCAAGAAGACUAAAAGCGAUAUCCUUGCCGUCUUCUCCGGUAAACUGGGUAUAUCUAAGAAGAUAUACCUGAGCUUGGUCUUCUGCUAA
This is a messenger RNA of Tuber melanosporum (Perigord truffle), 3031 nucleotides long. RefSeq lists its product as uncharacterized. Gene Ontology annotation, molecular function: protein binding. The transcript has 4 exons. The record is from RefSeq and is a predicted model, not a curated record. Gene Ontology annotation, cellular component: EMC complex. Gene Ontology annotation, biological process: protein folding in endoplasmic reticulum. Lineage: Eukaryota; Fungi; Ascomycota; Pezizomycetes; Pezizales; Tuberaceae. The coding region runs from base 104 to 3031 and encodes 975 amino acids.